AGCAAAACAUAAACAAACUUGGAGACAAUAAGAACACAGAAUAAUCCUCGGUCGCACCGAGGUAGCUUUAUCCCGUCGUGUCAUCUGUGAUUCAGUGAUUCAGUGCCCUCCCCAGUGCAGUCAUCGUUCUUAUCAGUCGUGUUCUACACCACCAUCAGCGUAAGCUCAUCCGCAUCACAAUCACAAUCUGCUGAGGUGGAGUAUCGCAUUUCAGAGUUCAGUCGUACAGUGCGGAAAGUGCAUCGUUCGAGUCAAAUGUGUCCUCUGGGGCGGUGGCAUACUGCGUAGUCUGUGCGUGAAACUAUGGACAAAUUCAACGAGUACUGGGAGCUUCUUUCGGACAAGAGCAUUCACAUUGGCAAGGAGCUUAUUGCGUACUACAAAACGCUGCACGAAAACGAAGAUGGAUCGCCUCUUUCCGAGCAGGGAUGUCACUUUCUGUUGCAGAAUUUGCUGGUCAAUCCGUAUCCGACGUGUCAGUUGUUGCGGCUGCUGGCCACCAGCAAAAUACCCCUGAAGAACAGCACCAUCCGGGAGAUAUGCGACGAGGGCAUGUUGGAUUUCUUGGAGAGUUUCGAGCGAGAGGAUGUUGAUAAGUUCUACAAUUUGAUUGCGAAUAAUCUACUGUCUAGUGGAGCGAUUAAUCAGGCUGUUCCGAUCGUUCUGCGAAUGCUGGAGGAGAAUGUGAUCGACAGAGAGUUGUUACUGUUGGCGUUGGUGUCCAGAAAGUCGCAAAAGUUGUUGAAGCAUUUCCUCAAAAAGAUUGAAACGACUCGGGAGCAGAGGUAUCUUCUGGCAGCUGUUGAAGAUAAGCGGCACUUCAUGGUGGAUGUCUUGAAUAGCAGUGAAGAACUGUUCAACGAUAAGGCUGUUUCCGAUUACGUCCGGUUGUUUCGACUGAUCGUUGGAAUAAAUCAAGGGAAGUUGCUAGCACUAGAUAUUCCACAAGAACUCCGAUUUGCGGAUGGGAGUUUCCUAGGAAUGUAUCUGAAGGAGAUCCGACGAACAGCACUUCUUCAGGCUUUGUUCGAAGGGCAGGAAGUCGAAUGGCAGGCCGAUGAUUAUGCCAAAGAGCCGUCAGUGGUAGCGAUGUACAUGAAAAAGGGCUUGAAGAUACUGCCCUCGCAUUUUGAACAGCUGUCGGAAGCUAUUUCCGAGAACGAUAAGCUGAAUGCGGCCAUUUUGAAAGAUUUCUUACCCGGGAACGAAGGGAAUGUUUAUUACUCGGAAGAUGAGCGAUCGCUUCAAAUGCUGAUGCUCUGGUAUUACGUAAUGGACGUCCUAAAGUUGUCACCGCAGCAGAAAACUUUCGCGGACGUUCUGGAAAGCAGAGCCAGCACCAUUACGGCCGUCCUGAAAUCUAUUGAAAGUAUCGAAACGUUCGUAAGUCUUCUGGAAAACGUGUUAACUCUGCUAUUCGUCCGCUACGAACAUUUACCCAAGAGGUCUCACGGUCAAGUCGGUUUCAUGUGUUCAAACAUGGUCUUGGAGGCAAUCCUAAACAACCUUAAAUUCGUAGCCGCCCAAAGAAUUCACGCCGCAAACUACGACAAUGCCGACGAUAAACUGAAAGUCCGCCUCACCAAAUGCAUCGACAUAAUCAACGACGCUCUCUGGAGAAUCUCGUUAUUCUCGAAUCUUGGAAGCAGCGACAAUCCACCGCUUCAACUGACGGACAUUGACUCUAGCAAUAUCAUUACCAGGCUGCCCGACUUGGUGCAGGAUGAUGAGGACAGCAUCUUCCGCAGUGCCGAAGCCCUUCAGAAUCGAACCAAAAAGUAUUCUACCUUCCCAAAGCGCAAACAUUCCCGAAACGCUCCAAAACCUCCGCACGUAUCGUCCAGUGGAUCCACUGGGACCCGAACCAUGCGCCAUUCUCUUCCGCCAACGAACAAAUUGAGUUCAUCGCUGGACUCAACCAUCACCGAACUAGCGCCGCGACCUCGAAGUCUCAUCCCGAAAAUGCUCGGAUCUCCGGAAAAACUAGCCACAUUCUGCCUGGUCAACAAGAAGCUGGACGAAGCCAAGGCCAUCAUCAGAAGUAAAGAUCUUUCAACAACUGCCGUAGGUCACGAUCUCCACUUCAUGGAGAGUUUCACAAACAUCCAGGAAAAACUGGCUCCCUUGAUCGCACGCUACGAUGCCAUGCAGACGCGCCGGAAUAGCGGUUCCAUGUUGGAGGACAUCCGAUCUAGGACGGCGAUCGGGUUCGAGGCGGCCAAGAUCAUCAGCACGGUGGAAACCUUCUCCAGCGAACAGAGAAUCCGCCAAAGCGAACAGGAUCUUCAGUUGCUGGACAAGUACGGAACGCAGUAUCCGUUUCUGCGGCUGUUCCGUGGAGACAACCUGCGUAAUGUCCACGCCAUGGAUCUCAUGCUGGGCCUGCCGAUGAACUACGAUCUGAGCCUCAAUCUGUACAACCUGGUGUCGAAGAGCCUGGACAAACCGGUGGAAGACAUGAAUGGCGAACGGUUCGCAUACGUGGGUUUUCUGAAGCGGCUGAUCGACGAUAUGCAACUGUUACGAGCCAGUGAAAUCGUUGGAAAGCAACUGGUGACAUUCCAUCGGUUGUUGAGCCAGGAAGUGUGUCCUCUGGAAGCUGCUCAAUUGGGACCACUGCUGGACAGUCGGCGUGCGCUGAUUUCGUCCGGGUCAUUGGAGGACUUCACGGGGGAUGGAAAGGGUGAUCGCUGGGCCGUGUGUAAGAAGAUCCGGAAGUUCGUGGAAGGUGCCGAGAAGUUGAUGAAGCUGUCCGAGGGCGAUGGGAAAUCGUUUUCUUCUAAUGACAUCAUGAGGACGGAUCUGCAGGAAGUGGUGGGGACGCUGGUGUUUGAAAAGAAUGUUUCUUUGGGUGUUUUGGAACCUCUGGUAGCCGGCACCAAUUCGAACUUGGUUCACAUGAUAGUUCAAUACCUUGCCAAAGAGGUUGGCCGCAACUUGGAAGACAGUCCGGAGGCUUUACCAGAUGUCGUCGAGUACGUUUCGGGAAAGAAUGAUCUGCUAGGUGUACUACUGAAGGAGAUUGCUGGCUUGGAUGCAGGGAUUACACUGUUGACAAAUUUGAAGAACCUCUCCUGUGUGAAGAUCUUCGAACCUCUUUACGAUUCGAAAAUGUCGGCAGCGCUGGAUCUCGAUCGCUUUCAGGCGCAGUUACUUCUGAGCCAAGAAAACUGUGGAGAAAUUCAGCGCCUUCGUGCAUUGGAUUACGUUCUUCAGCGAGAGUCUCUCCAAGACUAUGACAAGCUCCAAGAUUUGAGACAUGAGAUCGUAGAGAAUUUGCUGAAGUCGGAAGAUUUGGACCAAGUGAUACCCGUUGAAGCGAUCGUCAAAACAACCAAAGACAUCAAUCGAAAAGCAGAAUAUCUCCUGCACAAUAUCGAUCUCAUUCAGAAGGGUCCAACAGUUCUGGAGUUGAUCAGCAGCAUUCUUUUGUCGCGAAACGUUUCCUCACUGAACGUGGAUUACCGGCAAUCGUUGGAAACUUGGAAGUUCAAGCUGCAAGUUUACUCCGAAUUAGGAGUCGUUAUGGAAAACGAUGAUUGGCGAGCAGUUCGGGACCUCUCGGACAACUCCAAGGUAACCAUCAUGCAACGCUUGAUACAGCAGAAUAUGUACGAACUGUGUUCUCGUUGGAUCAAAAUGCACCCGUUGAAGCCGGCUGAAGACUCUGGUUUGUUCGACAUCUUCACAAUUGGCGUGACAGACGCAUCGCAACGCAAUAAAGACUGCUCAGCGCUUCUGGCCAUAAUCGAAGGGAUGUCCAAACAACACGUGGUGGAUUUCUACGAAUCUACCCUGCUGCGCGUGAGGAGCGUGACAAUUAUCAAGCAUGCGAUCGAGUACCUCGAGAAUAACGGAGAGAACACGAAAAAGUACCAAAAGUACAGGAUCUCGUUGGCGAUCUUCGAUCAUCUUCCGGAAACAGACUCGAACCAUCUUUGGAAGCUCAUCAGCAGGCCGCUCUUGAUCAUAGAGCAAUACCUGAUGAACUCCAAGCUGGAGCUUCUUUCGACUGUGAUGGAGUCCGUUCGACCACUGUUGAAGGACGAAGUUUGCGUCACCUGCUUCGAACAACGCGAAUGUAUUCGUGAUCUUCGCUUACGCCUCAGUGGAUCGAUCGAUUUGGAUGCCACUCACGAUAAUCACUUCAUUACCAACGAGUGCGUCGAUUGUCUGUUGAGAAUCUACGCAGGCAAAGCCCUAGACUACCGCGUAUCGAGUGAAUCUGGAACAUCAGAAGCAUCCAUGCUUAAUACUAGCUUGGAUUUGUCCAGCUUGGAUUCUCUGUGCGGAGCUUUCACCAUGCCAAAGACGGUUCCAACUAAGGACGCCUGGGUUCGGGACGAGGAUGCAUCCCAGUGCAUGUGCUGCAGAAGGAGCGUAUUCUCGAUGCUGAACCGUCGUCAUCAUUGCCGUCGCUGCGGCAGAGUAGUUUGUCAUUCGUGUUCCAAGAAGAAGUUGGAGAUUCCGGAACUCUACGAAAAUGUACCGGUACGAGCCUGUGAAGAUUGUGUGAGGCAGUCCCAAACGACAUUUAGUGCUCCAGCGAAGGCGUCUAACGUGCUGGCCAAUCUUCAGAACCUCGACGAGUGGCAGCUGACGGGAAACGUACGCAACGAUAACAUCAUUCGAGAAGAAUACAGCUAUGAAUACGCUCCAUCCACCAGUCAAUGUCUGGCCAUCUGCAAUCUCCAUAGCCAGAAUGAGGAAUUGUCGAACUUCUUGCUGUAUCAUUGCGCCAAACUGGAAACGUUGCUACGUCCUAUCCGUACGGGAUAUCCUAACCCGGAGUUGGACUACGCUUUGGUAUCGCGAAUGCUGCUGAACCUGACACUGGCGGCCAAGGUUCGUGGACUAGAGUUCUCCGAAGCGGACAAGAUGAAAGAGCAUGCCGAGAUCAUACUUUCGAUCGUGAAAAACGAUUGCGAGUCGUUAUUGCUACAGGAAUCGAUGAGUAGUGCAAAUCUACGGAAGCUGCGGGAUGCGCUCGUUCUGGCGGAAAAGUGGAGUCUUGCUCUGGAGCUGUCCCUGAAAUGUGGAUUCUCAACCAGUGGCGUAAUGGCUGCUUGGGGUACAACUUGUCUACGUGCAGGAUGUUACGAAACGGCACGCGAUAAGUUCUCCUACUGCUUGCAGAAGCUCUCUACGGACGCCGACAAUAGUACAAUCCUAAACUGUAUAGAAUCUCCGGAAACUAAAUUGGCGAACUACAAAACAGCGAUCCCCAUCAAACGUCCUGCGAAAAGUCCACCGCUACUGCUGGAAAUCAUCAGUAUUCUUGAAUCGACGGCACAAGCACAACCUCCGGAAGUUGUCGCCAGAGCCAGUAUGAUCAAGAACUCCAACACUUCACUAUCCUCCAGCAUCCGCAAGAAAACCAAAGAUAACAUUCCACUUCACGAGCCUGCCCUGAACAUCCUGAACACGCUCUCCAAUCUGAAGCACAUCACCAAAGGCAACUACACCGACUUUCUGCCAGAAAAACGAGCCCUUCGCAGUAAGGAUACCUCCCUGACCAGCAGCGGAAACUCUUCCGAUUAUCUGCAGACCUUGGACUGCAUUAUGAGCACUAGAUACUUCGAAGAGUCCAUGUAUUAUCUACUAACGUACGGAGCGCAUCAGGACGUGACGAACUUCCUGAUCAAACAUCGCCAAAUCCUGCCUGCCAUGAAGUACGUGCUGAUGCAGCAGGUUGAUCCGGAGGUUAUGCUCCAAACGAUCAUCCUGCCAUACUUGAAAACCGGUCGCCUCGAAACCGUCAUCCAGGUGAUGAGCAGCAUGGACGAAACGCUACUCACCUGGAGAGCGUACAUCAUCUACAGCUGCCGCUACCUGGAAACGAACCGGAUGUUGAACUGCCUGUAUAACCUACAACUACUACUAGGCGACCCGAUCCGGGCCAGCAUGACCUGCGUUCGGUUCUACUCGAUGGACGCGAAGAACUUCACCGAUCUGGAGGCGAACACGUUCCACCUGAAGAACAGCGCCGCCCAUCUGCAGUCGGAGCUGGAGUCGUGCAACUGGGAGGAGAUCAGCGUGGAGAGCUUGGGCGUGCGGGGAGGCGAAACGCACAAGAGCCUGCUGAUGAAGAUGGAACCGAAGGAGCUGAACAACCACAUCAACACGAUACUGCGCCAGCUGGAGGUGGCGAAGUUCCUGGCGAACUGCGAGGCCCACGGGAAGGACGUGGUGGGAUUGCUGCCGAAGCUGUUCAUAGAAUACCAUAAAAUACCGACCCUGUUCGGUACGGUUCACGAGAAACUUCAACUGGCGGUACUGAUACUGGUUUGCGGCAAGAACAUUGAGGAAGGUUUCGGACUUUCGUAUAGAGUGAUCCAGGACUUCAACCUGAACAGCAUGCGGGUGUACAGCCUGACGGCCAAGUACUUCAUCGGAGAGUCGCAGGUCGAAGAGGUAGAUCGGUUGUUGCAGGCUAUCGUUAGUAAUAGUGCCGCCACGGUCGAUACCAACAGUUUCUGCGACGAGCUGAUCAAGAACGCGGUCGAGACGGCCAUCUCGAUCCACGGGAGCAGUUCGCACGUGAAAUCGUCGCUAGAGGGACUGAUCAAGCGGAUCAGCGAGGUCGGGCUGAAGAUCCAUUGCUACAUUAUCACUGGGCAGUUGAAGACGGCCUACCUGUAUGCGAACAAGCAUGGACGGAUUGGUGAUAUUAGGAAAAUUUUACGUCAAUCGGAGGUUCUGAACCAAGUGCACGUGAAGAGGCUGUGUGAAUCGAAGCUGGCCGCCGAGGGUGGCGGUCUGCGGAAGUAGAAUAGUUACAUGUGUUAUAGAAGCAAUAUUUUACGUAUGUUGAUAUUAUAUUACUGUUAAGUGUAUUAUCGAAAGAAUAAAUCAAUAUCGUUUUUUAUUUGAGCAAA
Molecule: messenger RNA, 6878 nt
Organism: Aedes albopictus (Asian tiger mosquito)
Lineage: Eukaryota; Metazoa; Arthropoda; Insecta; Diptera; Culicidae
Gene: Sptz
Product: zinc finger FYVE domain-containing protein 26 homolog
Exons: 5
Coding region: 304-6771 (2155 amino acids)
Biological process (GO): regulation of cytokinesis; mitotic cytokinesis; double-strand break repair via homologous recombination
Cellular component (GO): lysosomal membrane; centrosome; midbody
Molecular function (GO): phosphatidylinositol-3-phosphate binding; metal ion binding
Source: RefSeq, a predicted model, not a curated record